Messenger RNA from Cynocephalus volans (Philippine flying lemur), 1767 nucleotides. Its product is annotated as EGF-like and EMI domain-containing protein 1. NCBI's taxonomy places the organism in Eukaryota, Metazoa, Chordata, Mammalia, Dermoptera, Cynocephalidae. The record is from RefSeq and is a predicted model, not a curated record. Gene Ontology annotation, molecular function: protein binding; calcium ion binding.
AUGCCCUCGCGACUGUGGCUCUGGUGCUUCUGCGCCUGGGUGGCCGCCGGCUGGCCGCCAGGAUGCGCCCUACAGCUCCGGCCGGGCAUGCCAAAUGUUUGUGAAGAACAGCAACUGGCUGUGGUGGGAUUUCCACACCCAUGUGUCUGUGCAUUCACGUGCAUUGUCAAGCUCUGGAAACAAGGCUGUACUGGCUCAAGAUGGUGUGUGAGUUAUGAAAGAAGGACCCGGUACUACACCAUCUACAGACCGGUGUACCACACGGAGCAGCAGAUGGUCUACAGGUGCUGCUGUGGUUGGAGUCGGUGGGACGCUCAGCCAGGCUGCCUGCACUCUAUCUCUGCAGUGGGGACUCUUUUCAACAAAAAGAAAUGCUCCGAUGCAGAAGCCCAGCAGUGCCCGUGCUCAAAGGGAUUUCAUGGACCCCAGUGUCAAUAUAAGAAGAACAAACACCUAAAAAGUGAGUUAACACCUGGUUAUCUUUUUCUUAUAAAAAAUGUCGAUGAAUGUGCGGUGGUGAAUGGAGGCUGCCAGCAGCGCUGUAUUAACACUCUGGACACCUUCCACUGUGAAUGUGAUACGGGAUACAGACUCCAUGCUGACGGACGCACCUGCAUAAAGAUGGACCACUGCUCAGGUGGGAAUGGAUGUGACCACAUAUGUCAGAGUGAGAACGGCGUGGCCACGUGUGCCUGCCACGCAGGGUUCCAGCUGUCUGAAGACAAAAGGACUUGUGAAGAUAUACAUGAAUGUGCUGAAGGGCUUGCUCACUGUGGUCAUCACUGUGUGAACUCGGUGGGAUCUUUCACUUGUGCCUGCCACCCUGGCUUUGAGCUGGGAGCCAAUGGAAAACAGUGUUACAGGAUUGAACUGGAAAUUGUCAAUAGCUGUGAAAAGAACAAUGGUGGUUUUUCCCAUCACUGUGAACAUGGAAUUGGCGGGUCCCAUUGUUCCUGUAACCAUGGACACCAGAUUGAGUCAGAUGGGAAAAUAUGCAUAGACCUUGAUGAAUGUGAGAAUGGAGAAGCCUGCUGUGCCCAGCUCUGCAUCACCUAUUCAGGAAGCUAUGAAUGCGGUUGUCAGGAAGGCUUUCGGAUAAGUUCCGAUGGUUGUGGAUGUGACGCCUUAGAUCCUCAUCAGCUAGAGGAAGGAGGAGAGGGAAUGGAAAUUGUGAGGUUUCUAGGUCUUCUAUUCAAGAGCCCACCUGAGCUGCUUCAUUAUGAUGCUACCCCUCUGCCUCUCACCUAUGAAGAUGAGCAAGCUAAGGAGGAAGAGGAAAAAGAUUUCCAGGGAGAACUGACUGCUUGGCACAAACAUUCCUGUUUAGAUGACACCUUGGGACAUGACUGCAGUUUGAGCUGUGGGGAAUGCACAAAUGGGGGUAGGUGCCAGGAAAGAGAGGGUGGAGGCUCCUGCUAGGCUGGCUGGGGUGGCAUUUUUUGUAAGGAAAGUGACACCCUGAGAACUGGUAUAGACUCUUACCACCCUCCAGGAUGCCCAAAAGGGUUCUUUGGAAAGAACUGCAAGAGGAAAUGUAACUGCAUCAACAGUGGCCAUUGUCACAAAAUGUAUGGAGCCUGUAUGUGUGAGCCAGGGUGCUAUGGGAGGUUUUGUCAUCUCAACUGCCCCAAGGGGGCCUACGGAGCUGGCUGCUCUUCAGAAUGCCAGUGUGUAGAGGAGAACACCCUGGAAUGCAGUGCCAAAAAUGGUAGUUGCACCUGCAAAUCUGGUUACCAAGGCGACAGAUGCCAGAAAGGUACAAUCUGA